Molecule: messenger RNA, 2936 nt
Organism: Sardina pilchardus (European sardine)
Lineage: Eukaryota; Metazoa; Chordata; Actinopteri; Clupeiformes; Clupeidae
Gene: ap2s1
Product: adaptor related protein complex 2 subunit sigma 1
Exons: 5
Coding region: 143-571 (142 amino acids)
Biological process (GO): intracellular protein transport; clathrin-dependent endocytosis
Cellular component (GO): membrane coat; intracellular membrane-bounded organelle; AP-2 adaptor complex
Molecular function (GO): clathrin-cargo adaptor activity
Source: RefSeq, a predicted model, not a curated record
CCAAACACAUCCUGUCGCUCGGGGACGGACGGAUAGCGGGGAAGUAGAGGGUCGGGGUUGUGUUUGUCUCAACUGACCAUCCAUACGUAAAACGUUGUUUUCAUCACACAACAGAAGAGAAGUACAUCAAUAAAUUGACAAAAUGAUCCGCUUCAUCCUGAUCCAAAACCGCGCAGGAAAGACUCGGUUGGCCAAGUGGUACAUGCAAUUUGAUGACGACGAGAAGCAGAAACUGAUCGAAGAAGUGCAUGCCGUGGUGACAGUUCGUGAUGCCAAACACACCAACUUUGUGGAGUUCAGGAAUUUCAAGAUCAUCUACAGGAGAUAUGCUGGUCUGUAUUUCUGCAUCUGUGUGGAUGUCACGGAUAAUAACUUGGCCUACCUGGAGGGCAUCCAUAACUUUGUGGAGGUUCUGAAUGAGUACUUCCACAAUGUGUGCGAACUGGACCUGGUCUUCAACUUCUACAAGGUGUACACGGUGGUGGACGAGAUGUUCCUGGCCGGGGAGAUCCGGGAGACCAGCCAGACCAAGGUGCUGAAGCAGCUCCUCAUGCUGCAGUCCCUCGAGUAGACGUCCAGAGCCGGCCGACCAACCCCGCUCACAUGUCCGCGUCCGCGGUGAUGGGACGUCCCACUCACACACACACACACACACACACACGACGUGUGGCGUGCGAAGUGGUAUCUCAUCACCUGAACCCAACUUUACCUAGUUUGACAUUCUAUGGAGCAGGCUGUUUAGUCUUGCUAAAUGUGUGUUUGUGUGUGUGUCGGUGUGUGUCGGUGUGUGUGAAAGAGAGUGAGAGAGAAUGUGUGUACAUUUAGGGGCUGUGCUGCAAAGAUAAAGACCACAACUGGACCUCAGGCCUUCUCAGUGCUGACUCUGAGGCUUGGGCAAUUUUCAGGACACCUAAUGCAGUGUGUGGGUGGGCAUCUUUGCUGCAUAGCACUUAGCUGAUCUAAACUGAUGUGGUGAAGUGUGUGUGUGUGUGUGUGUGUGUUUCCAUUCAUCUCCUUUUGUUCAUUAGAAGCCCACCCUCUGCGGUUGCCAGAUAUUCAUCCACAUGCAUUUCCUUGUUUUGAAUCAUUCUCAUGACCCCAAAAAAAACACAUUUCUGUUGUCAACACUACCAUAGAGUUACCAAGCAACCCCAUGGGUGUCGACUGCCAGUAAUCUGCUCUCAGCCCAAAUCCCAAAUCUUCGGUGUCUUAUAUGCAAACGCAGCCUUUUCUGAGGUCAGUAUUACACUGUAACCUUGUGCUACAAUUAUAGCAAAGGUUACCGGCCGGGAAGAAAUCUUUUUUUUUUUUUUUUUUAAGUCACAUUUCUGUGUUUGGUCGGAUUGGUUCAGCAUCAACCAAUAUGGUUUUGGUUUUAAUGGAGGGAAAUGUCGCUCUACUACCAGUAGACACAUCGGGCACAUGAGAAUUGGGGUGGGACGGUAAAACCAGAGGUUUGGGCACUAUUUUUUACGAGGGUGAAAUCAUAUAACCUGGAGGCUGAGCAGUUCGGUGCUGCAAGACACUAUUUUACUCUACUACAAAUAUCACAAUGUCAAUAUGUGGCCAUAGACCUGCCACGCGGUUCAUGAUAACCACCGUUUUGACAAGAACAGUAACGUUAGUAAAUGACUAGAAAAAAUACCAGUGGUCUAUUGUGCUCCAUGAUUAUUGCAGUACUGUGAAGGUAUUAUUUUUGUUGUCUGUUUUUCUUGUUUUUUUGUUUUUGUAUUGCGUGUGUGUAGUAUGCGUGCUACUGAUGGUGUGAGUGACGUAUGAAAUAAGAGACCGUUACGGCGCUGUUGAGCUCUGUAACCCCCUCACCAUUCCAAGCCUAUCUAGUCCGUCUGCUUCGUCCCCUCAGUCCAUUCAACAGGAAAACCCGCUCUUAGAUUGGCCAGUGUCCUGUUAGUUCACCCACAGUUAAUUGUGGACUUCCAAGCCCAGACUUCUAGAGUCUACAGAAGCAAGCACUGGGCAGAGAAAUAAUUGCCAUGUUUUUUUUUUUCUUUACACGGUAGAUCUGUGUGCUUUGGACAAAACUACCCACACACACACACAUAGGCUGCCUGAGUCUGUUUUGAGCUGUAGCACUUAUGUCAUCAAAUGUCGCUGUGGAAACCGCAUAUACAGCAGGUUCAUUAGUAACUACAAGCAAACCUGUUGCGCUUAGGAAAAACUAGCUAAUUAUGAUGAUCCUGAUUGGGCUGCGAUUGAGACUACAGGUCUCAAUAACAAACAUAUAAAAACCUACACAUAAUGCAAAAUCUUCUGGGUUGUGCUACAAAGCUACUGGCUUUUCGAAGUAAGAAGAUCUUAAGUGAUCUCAAAAGAAACGUUACUUCUGAAACAUAAGUUGCUUGCUGCAGUGUUUUUAUAAAACAUUUUUUUAAGGAGAUCAGCAGUUUGUCCCUGGUUAGGUUUCCUGGGUAAGCCCGUGUGCUUGUGUGUAGUCCACCCCUCUGCCGGUGUGUAGCUGUUACCACCUGACCCCAUCGUGGCGCGCAGCUGCAGUGAGGAGUAAAAUCCGAGACGUCGGUGGGCCAGAAGACGCAACCACUGGGGCUCAUUAGCGGAGUUUUGUCCACAGCACUUCAGGAUGCUGCCAUUGCCACCAUGGCAACAGUCUCUGGCCUGGGGUUUACUCGCAUCAUCAUCAUCAGAGCUGGUUUUUCUCAAAGUUACUGGCACGACACCGGUCCUCAGUUUUAUAAAAGCGUAUGUGAUCAGUUGAUUCUUUCUUGUAUUGUUGUUUUUUUUAUGCAUCAUUGUCCCCAUCUAUUAUGCAUUGUGCUGGUGUUUUAAUGGUCAACUUGUGCACAGAGUGAACAUUUGAGUGUCUGUUGUGUUGUUGCCACUGGCAUCCCUAUCUAUGUACAUAUAUAUUCAAAAACAGAUGAAGUACUUAAAAGAAAUAAAAUGUAACGUGUCAGUAA